UAAACAAUAUCUGGUCUCGGUGGCUCUGUCAUUCUACUCCAGGCACCCCACCUUCAUUUGCCAGCUGGGAUCUCAUAGUGAGCUAGCUGGAACACAGUUCAAUAGUAAAACGAUUUGAACUGGGGAAUAUGUUUGAAGAACUCACUGUUGGAAUGUUCCACAGGAGGGCUGCUUCCAUUCUCUCGCUGGUAUUCUCCUUUCAGGAUGGCUGCGGCUCCUCCGAGUUGCUGUUUUGUGGCCUUCCCACCUCGUGCUAAGGAUGGUCUGGUGGUAUUUGGGAAAAAUUCAGCCCGGCCCAGAGAUGAAGUGCAGGAGGUUGUGUAUUUCUCAGCUGCCAAUCACGAAUCUGAGAGCAAGGUGGAGUGUACUUACAUUUCAAUCGACCAAGUUCCGAGGACCCAUGCCAUAAUGAUAAGCAGACCUGCCUGGCUCUGGGGGGCAGAAAUGGGAGCCAAUGAACACGGUGUAUGCAUAGCCAAUGAAGCCGUCAACACCAGAGAACCAGCUGCGGAGUCAGAAGCCUUACUGGGGAUGGAUCUGGUCAGGCUUGGUCUGGAAAGAGGGGAAACAGCUAAAGAAGCCUUAGAUGUCAUUGUCUCCUUGUUGCAAGAACAUGGACAAGGUGGGAAUUAUUAUGAAGACGCAGACUCCUGCUAUAGCUUCCAAAGCUCGUAUCUGAUUGUGGACCGCGAUGAAGCUUGGGUGCUAGAGACCAUGGGGAAGUACUGGGCGGCCAAGAGGGUCACAGAGGGAAUGAAGUGCAUUUGCAAUCAGCUGUCACUCACCACUAAGAUGGAUGCAGAGCAUCCUGAACUGAGAAGUUAUGCUCAGAGUCAAGGUUGGUGGACAGGAGAGGAGGAGUUCAAUUUUUCUGAAGUUUUUUCUCCUGCUGAUGUUUAUCUAGGCUGCUGUGCAGGCAAAGACAGCUUGGAGAAACAAGAAGAAAGCAUCACCGUGCAGACUAUGAUUAGCAUCUUACGGGACAAAGUCAGUGGAGUCUGUGUAGACACUGACUCUUUCCUUACCACAGCCAGUAUAGUGUCUGUCCUGCCUCAGGAUAGAAGCUCGCCGUGCAUUCACUACUUCACUGGGACCCCAGAUCCUUCCAGGUCCAUAUUCAAGCCUUUCAUCUUUGUUGAUGACGUAAAACUUGUUCCCAAAACACAGUCUCCCUGUUUUGGGGACGAGGACCCUGCCAAAAAGGAGCCUCGGUUCCAGGAGAAACCAGACCGCCGGCACGAGCUGUACAAGGCCCACGAGUGGGCACGUGCUGUCAUUGAGAAUGACCAGGAGCAAGGUCACAAGCUGAGGAAGACCAUGCUGGAACUGGAGAAGCAAGGUCUGGAAGCCAUGGAAGAAAUCCUGACCAGCCCUGACCCCCUGGACCCUGCCGAAGUGGGGGACCUUUUCUAUGACUGUGUUGAUACGGAGAUUAAGUUCUUUAAGUGAAGUAAGCCUCCCCUUUCCCCUUCUUAUUUAAAACUUCCCACCUUACUAAGUUACCAGCAAAACCAACCACUCUCCCAUUUGAGUAAAAUGAGAAAGCUGAGAUGUGGCCUCCUUUUCUGAAGCCACAUCGAGCCGUUACCUUGUGUUCUGCCUUGAACCGCCAGACGCCGCCUCCUCCUGCAAUGUAGGCGCCCUUCCUUUGCAGUGUAACGUGUAUCCCAUUUGCCUGUUGUUUGGUUGUGUGACUAAUUGUGGACUUUAAGCUGCUAUCAUUGUAUUUCAGUGACAAUGGACACAUGAGCCUUUUACAGGAGGACUAGAGUUCAUCAAGCCUUGAAAGGCAGGCUCCACAGUGCUGAGUUGGCGGGAAAAGCGAACUCUUUUGAAGUCUUAGUCUUUCAGCAGUGGUUUCUUUCAAGUUAACAAAAGGCGUUUGUCUACACACACAGUGCUCUUGUGUGUGCAGUUGAGGGAGUAGCUCCCUGGCCUCCCUGAAUCUGAGCACACGUCGAUAGUGCACAGUGCCUCAAGGGUGUCUUCUGGGGGACAGAAUCGAUGGGAAGGAAUAAAAGGGGCUCCCCUCCAGGCCUGGGCCCUUCCCAAUUCCCGUGCUCCUGAAGAACUCGUCUUCCAUGCAGUGUGCUUACGUGUAAUGGCUUGCUUGCAGGAGAGCUGGCCAUCUGUGUUGGCUGGAACCUACCCACUUCAGAGAUUCAGAGACAGCCAUGCUGGUGACUUCCCUGAAUCAUUGCGUGGAUCGCCCACGAGGCCUGGUAGCUCUCCCUACAAAGCAGCACACCCGCCACAGGGAUGUGGCCUUGUGCAGAAAUGAUCCCAUGUCUUGUUACCGAUAUUCAGUCUAGGAUUAACUGAAUGGCCCCUAUGGCAUAGUUCCACCCCACAAAGCAGCAAAUUUCUCAGCUAAUGAGGGAAGAAAAAGGAGGAACUCUUGACUAUUUAGAUUCCAGUUGGAGUCGCCGGAAUCCAAGCAGUUACUACAUUAUCUCAGCAGAGAGACUUUAAUUAAACUGGUUUGUUUCCAGUG
Molecule: messenger RNA, 2494 nt
Organism: Carlito syrichta (Philippine tarsier)
Lineage: Eukaryota; Metazoa; Chordata; Mammalia; Primates; Tarsiidae
Gene: SCRN1
Product: secernin 1
Exons: 7
Coding region: 205-1449 (414 amino acids)
Biological process (GO): proteolysis
Molecular function (GO): dipeptidase activity; cysteine-type exopeptidase activity
Source: RefSeq, a predicted model, not a curated record